Molecule: messenger RNA, 4625 nt
Organism: Mytilus trossulus (common blue mussel)
Lineage: Eukaryota; Metazoa; Mollusca; Bivalvia; Mytilida; Mytilidae
Exons: 2
Coding region: 78-1406 (442 amino acids)
Source: RefSeq, a predicted model, not a curated record
UUAAUCUUUCUAUAGAUAUCUUGUGCUUUCAAAUUGAUGAGGAAAUGUAUGUUUCGAAAAUGUCUUAACAGGUUAAAAUGAAUUGGGAUGAAUCAGAACAGCUUGGUGACCCGGAAGACGCAAUUACCACUGCAGAUAAUGUAUCUAGAACGAUAAAAGUACAGGAUGUGAUUACCAUGGAAAUGCCAAUCAAACAACAGGUAACCGUUCAGCUACCGCAUGCAGCAACAAUUGAACUGGGACCAUCUGUGGGUCUUACGAAGACUGUCACUAUAGAGCCCGGUCCGGCUUUGGGACGUACGAAAUCAUAUUCUUCAACUAUUGAGACAGGUCCAACUCUAGGAAAGUCGUUACCUCAGUCCGCUUCUGUUGAUACUGGUCCAACUGCAAACUUUAUUUUACCAUUAUCGGAUAGCCAGAUCAAACCACCUGCGUCAUCGGAAGAUGUUGUGUUUAAACGAGUGAAGAAUCCAAAAUUUGUAGAAGGCGUCAAGGUAAUUGGAACAAUUGUAUACCCUGGCUUUAACGUGUUGCACGUCGGUGUUUCUCCAAUAAACGACACAAAAGCGUGGAUAUAUGGCUGUAAAAAGUUUAAUUUAGUUGACAUAGAAAAGGGAGAAAUAAUAAAAAGUUAUACUCCUUCCGUAAUAUUUUCUGAUCUAUUUUCUGUCGAUGAAAAUAAUGUUAUUAUUGAGGAGCUGAUGGGAAAAAGCUUAAUGAAAAUACAUAUUAAAGAGGACGGCAGCAUGGACGUGGAACCUUUGAUUAAAACACCAGUUUCAAAACAAGGCAAUGAAGAUGGCAAUACUGAUGAGAUACUUAAACAUUCUAUCUCUAAAUCUGGAUAUUCGUUAACAUGUCUCAUGCAAAAGCAAACAUGUUGUUGUUUUUGUUGUUUUUGUUGUUUUCCUAAACGAGUUUUGUUGAUAAAGCGUCAUGAUGCAAACGGCCAAUUAAUAAUGCAGAGAAAGCUACAAAAAGAUGGUAAAAAUAUAUUUGAAUAUUCUGUCGACUCUUUGAAGAUAAAUGGGAACGGGGAUGUUUGCGUAGCUGGAUCAAAUAGCAGUGAAGAUUCAACAAAGGGAUAUAAUUUUCUAGCAGUUUUUACUGAACAAAUAAAAUUUCGAUUCUUUUAUCCAAAAGGAUUGCGUUCUAGCGCUAAAACUGGAUUAUAUGAUAUCGCAACUGAUCCUAAUUGUAACAUUCUUCUCGGAUACUGCAGUGCAAUUGAUAUAAUAGAUUGUAAUGGUUUUUUUCUGUAUUCUCUGAAAGCAAGUUUUGGAAUUGAUGGAGAAUCGCGGCUUCUAUCAGUAGACCAUGAAGGCAAGGCAUGGAUAUGCACUGAGACUGGCCGAGUUGUUGUUAUAGAAUAUGCUACAUGGGAAAUUACUGAAAAUAAUAAAUAAACGAUAAAACAAUAUCUUCGGUGAAAUAUAAUUCCCUGGUUACUGGAUUUCUAUUGUUUGUCUAAGCGAUAAUUUAAGAUUUCGUGAUGUUAUACGAAGGGUCUUUUAUAUACCCUUCGUCAACUCACCGAUUAAGACAACAGGAGAGAGUUUAUCCUGUAUUUAUUUAAAAAGUUUAACCAUGCAUAUGUAAUUGUGUUUUCCUCUAUAUGGAUAUUCUUUAUUGUUUUUAAUAUAUACUUAGUAGUAAAUACAGAUAAAUUGUAUGUGUAAUACAAUCAAUGGCAAGCGUGCUGUAUCAGCCACCGUUGAUGAUAUCGAUAUCAGCACGGUUGCAAAAGCUUGAUCACACCUUUAAUCUGUAUGACGUCAAGUCAUCGAUUGCAGUCACUGUUGCAAAGGCUUUAUCUUAACCCUAAUCUGUAUGACGUCAUGUCAAACCUAUAAUCUGUAUGACGUCAUUUCAAACCUCCUUAUCUGUAUGACGUCAUGUCACAUAAAAAACUUGAAGUAUAUGUAUAUAAUAAAGUAUAUAUAUGAUAUGGCUUUUUCAAUAUCACACACUGUAUCAACCCUCAACCAAUAUAAUCCCUCGAGCAGAGCUCUUGGGAUUAUAUUGGUGUCUUGGGUUGAUACGGAUGCGAUAUUGAAAACGCCAUAUGAUAUUCUCUAUGUAUUGUAAAAAGUAAAAUCACAAAAAGACUGUACCCAGAGAAAAAUUCAAAAACAAACGUCCCGAAUAAAAUGGCAAAAUCAAAAGCACAAAUAAUCAAACGAAUUGAUAACAACUGUCAUAUUUCUGACUUGGUACAGGUAGGUAUUUUCUUAUGUAAUAGCGCACAUGUUUUGUUUUUCUUCUUUUCAACGAGUUGUGGUAAUAAAACACGAUGAUGCCAAUAUUUCAAUAAGACAUUUAGAAGAAAAAAAAAUAGCUGAAAGAAACAAAAAUUGAUAAUACCAAAGUGUUACAACCUUUAAAGAUAGAAAAAAACUAUGGAACUGUAAAUGCUGUAACGCACAUUUUCACUCCACGAAUAUGCACGAAUUUAAACGCAAAUUUCAUCCGCCUUUUCUUGUUUAGGACACCAAGUUGUCAUCUAAAUAUAUCGUGACAUUUCAGAGUUUUACAUGUUAUGGGCAAAAAGAUAUAAGACACACUAUUUCCUAAUUGGCUCUUUGUUCUUCUUCAGUAUCUAGAGUCGGUCGCACAAAAAAAAUAUUCAUCGUGAUACUGAAUUUUCCAUGAUUUACAAUCAAUAUUUUGUGAAAUCGACUCCGGGGUUUUUUUCACGAUUAAAAGGGUUCAUUUUGUAAAAUAAUUUUAUUAGUGUUCUUUGUUUUUUUGUCGCGUUCCUCGAUCUAGUUUUGUUUUUAAUCAUUUUUCAUUGGAUGUUAUAGUGCUCUAAUGUAGUUUUCUUUUUUUCCACUUGUCUGAGUUUUAUGCACAUAUAAAUAUCCAUAUAUUAUUUAUUACUAAUUCAUCACUCAUCAGAUACUUUUUUUGUUGUUGUGCAAAGUGGCUCUAAUAGUUUGUAUUGAAUGUGUUUAAUAAAUUUGAUUUUGAAAUCAACUGAGCUCUUCAAAAAUAUAAUGUUAUUUUUUUAAACAAUAAAAACAAGCUCCAUUUACUUACAGAUUAAUGACACAUUGUCGGAAAUAUGUCCUUCCUAUUAAUUUGUCGUUUGAAAAGCUUGUAAAUUACAAAAACAAUCUGCCUCAUUUUCAUUUUUUACGUUUUAUUAAAUGCAUUUAUAUAGAUGAACGGGGCCUACGUUUCACAGGCACAUCCCGUGUAAUCUAAAUGGCUUGGUUGAGAUUGAUAAUUGAAUAAAGUAACGGUGAUUUUAUUCCAAACAGGCAAAUUUAAAGAAUAAACAGCCAAGUGACGGAAAGUGAUAAAUUAUCAUACAAAAAACAACACCUACACCCAAUAUGGAUAAGCCAUUUGUCGCCUCAUCUCCGUCCAUAGAUGAUCAACACAAAACAUCUCUUGAAUUCUCUUCCAGAUCAGGAGUUAUUCUUAAAAUUGAUGACACUGGGUCUGUUCAAAUAAGACAAGAAUCAUCUCUGGAUAAUGAUGUAGAAAUCAAAACAACUAUUUCUGGCAAAUUAGAUUUUCACGACAUUUCUGGAAUUUCAAUUGUUAGUCCAACAAAAGCGUGGAUUCAUAAUCCCCAAAGAUUGAGACUAAUUGACAUAGAGACUGGUCGAAUCAUUCGAUCUUUCAAAACCGACAUUAUACUUCGGUAUGUAAAUGCCUUGAGUGAUACUGCCAUACUGUUUUUGUCGAGCAAUGAAAUUUUGAGGUUAAACAUAAAUGAUGACCAAACCUGUAAUUUUCGAACGCUUUUGGAUGUUUCCGAAGGUGAUAAUGAAAGAACUCAGAAAAUUCUAAAUGUUUUCACGGUCUCACCAUCAGGCGAAUUGUAUGUUUGCCUUACUAACCAGUGGGCAUGCGCAUGUUUUUCCGGAGAAUUUUCUAGCAUUGAACGAUAUAGCAUGGACGCAAAGCUUCUUCAAAAAGGUAAAAUUCGAAAUAAAAGAAAAAAUGUAAUAUGUAAUGCGUAUGCUCUAGUAGUGAACAGUCACGGCUAUAUUUGUAUUGCCGGAGAAAAAUUCGAAAGGGAUGGUGAAGUUUGCGUGGUAAUUCUUGAUUCCCAAUUUCGUUUCCGCUCUUUCUAUGAUAUCAAUACUUUUAUUCAAGAACAUAUUCCGUCAACACUCGCCACAGAUCUGAAUGAUAAUUUCCUAGUUGUACAUACAUUUAAGGACAGAGUAAGACCAUGGGAUGAUCCUCACUGGAGAGCUAAGAAAAGACCAGAUAUAACUUUCGUGUCUGUAAUUGAUGAAAAUGGUCAGUUCUUAUUUCAUCCAUCGAUAGACGAGGUUCCCAUGAACGGUAUAGUCAAGAUUUGUACGUUAGACACAAGUGGUAAAACAUGGCUGAUAAGUGACACAGGCGAAAUCAUUAUUUCUGAAUUUGAGCGCUUGACAAAAAAAGAUGGAGAGGACGAAUAACAAAAAAAAAACUUAUGGAGGGUUUACAUAGACUUGGAUAAUACGUUAACAAGAUUCGAGAAAAUAUGUCUUCAUGUUUGAGUAUUGUUAAUGUUUUUGUUAGCGUUGAAUCUUAAUUUCUCUGUUUACAUGCUUUUUCAAAUACUAUGUAUUUUACCAAAAUUUUACACUUUGCAUUCUAUAAUUAUAUAUUAACAUGUC